Strongylus vulgaris is the source of this 780-nucleotide messenger RNA. Lineage: Eukaryota; Metazoa; Nematoda; Chromadorea; Rhabditida; Strongylidae. The record is from the annotation of a GenBank genome assembly.
AUGGAAUUAUACGUACUUAUUCGGGAGAAGAUGGGAAUCUCAUUUCAUGAUGUUUCUAUACAUCCAACAAUUGUAUUGGACAAUGGAGUUACGGAAUAUGUACUGGCCGAUCUUUCUGACCAAGCAGUUGCUCUGGCUAGUAAAGCAGAGGAGAAGGGAGAACAGAGUGAACUGUUAGUGAUUCAUAUUGCAUCUUGGGACAGCGAGUCCAGGCGAUGGACUGCGGACCUACCCCUAGGUGAAAAUGCCCUCGACAUAUUGGUGUCACAAGAGUUGGUAUAUCUAGUUACGGAAAAGCGAAACAUACGGGUUUUCAGCCUCACUGGUACUCAACGUCAUGUUAUUUCUCACCCAAUGAUUCAUAUUGCAUCUUGGGACAGCGAGUCCAGGCGAUGGACUGCGAAGCUACCCCUUGGUGAAAAUGCCCUCGACGUAUUGGUGUCACAAGAGUUGGUAUAUUUAGUUACGGAGAAGCGUAACAUACGGCACACUGUAUCGAUAUACAAUGUUGACAGCAGGCAUUGGUACCGAAAGAAGAACAAUGUAACCUCGGUAGAUGUUCCCGUAGCGAAGAGAGAACAUCUGCUAUGGUUGGCUUUUACAAAUUAUGGUCAACUCGUUUCUAUGGAUAGUUCAUAUACGAUACGUCUUCUCACUCCUUCGGGAUUUUGGCUUCCUAUUUUUGAUGGCAGUCAUGAAGUUGCAGGCAAAUCAGAUGCAAUUUGGCCAAUAGCUGUAAACGAAGGCCGUCAAAAGCAAAUAAGGCAAGUGCUGAACUAA